This is a messenger RNA of Sipha flava (yellow sugarcane aphid), 1425 nucleotides long. Its product is annotated as protein ALP1-like. NCBI's taxonomy places the organism in Eukaryota, Metazoa, Arthropoda, Insecta, Hemiptera, Aphididae. The coding region runs from base 92 to 1375 and encodes 427 amino acids. The transcript is spliced from 2 exons. The record is from RefSeq and is a predicted model, not a curated record.
AAUUAUAAUUAAUAAUAAUAUUAAAAUGAAUUUCGAUUGCAAAGUGUGUUAAAAAGCUAUCUUUUUUACAAUAUUUAAUAUAAUUUAAAAAAUGGAUGCACUUGUAGCUGAAGUCGUCCGUCGCCGAAAAAAUGCAAUUAAUGUUUUUUUGUUGAUUGAAAAAUUAAGACGAAGAAAAAAUGUUACGAAGCCAGCCAGGUUAUGGAGUUGUUCUUGGCUAUUGCGUCGUGACAAGCACCAAAGUGUUCUGAAUAUGGUUUUUGAAGAACUUGGCCCAGAAGAUCCUGCAUGUUUCACAAAUUUUACCCGAAUGCAGGAAGAUUAUUGGAAUGAAUUACUGACACUUAUGACUCCUUUAAUUCAAAAAAAGGAUACAGUUAUGCGUAAAGCAAUAUCACCAAGGGAUAGACUUUCUGUUACUCUUCGAUACUUGGCAACUGAUAAUACCUUCAAAGAUCUGAGCUACUCCACACGCAUUGCUGCCAAUACUAUUUCAAGCAUUGUACGCUCUACUUUGGCGGCCAUUAUUCAAAUUCUAGAACCUAGAGUAAUCAAUCUCCCAUCAACAGCGGAUGAAUGGGAACUAGUUGGUCAUAAAUUUGAAAUGUUAUGGAAUUUCCCUCAUUGUAUUGGCUCGUUGGAUGGAAAGCAUAUCAAUUUUCGUCCUGCUAGAAAAGAGGGAUCCAAAUUUAGAAAUUACAAAGGGAAAGAUAGCAUAGUUUUGCUAGCUUUGGUUGAUGCGGAAUACAAAUUCUUGUUUGUGGAUAUCGGAAUGAAUGGUCGAAUGCACGAUUCAGCUGUCUUCCGUGAAAGUCCAUUAGGUAAGAAAGUAUAUUCCAAUACUUUACCUUUCCCUUUCCCAUGUGAAGUACCUGGAUUCAAUUACAAAUUGCCAUAUGUAAUUGUUGGCGAUGAUGCAUUUGCCUUGAAGCCAAAUUUACUGAAGCCUUAUCCAAGUCGGUACUUGACACUUGAUAAAAGAAUUUUCAACUACAGAUUGAGCCGUGCCAGAAGAACCGUUGAAAAUGCAUUUGGUAUUCUUGCUAAUAGAUGGAGAGUUUUACUUUCUACCAUACCCCUUGAUGUUGAUAUGGUUGAAACAAUUACAUAUGCUUGUGUGCUUUUACAUAAUUACCUCAUCACCAAAAAAAACUCCCAUCAGUGGUAUGUACCUAACAACUAUAGAAUUUCAAACAAUUCUAAUACAAACAGUCAUGAAGAACAGUUAUCUGAACAUCAGUAUGGUUUGGAGCAACAGACUGGUAAUCGUAGCUGUAAUAACGCCUUAGAGAUCCGUGAUAAGUUUUGCGAGUAUUUCAAUACUGCAGGUGCGGUACCCUUCCAAUAUACUGCAAUAGAAAUGGGCAAUCGGUAGUGACGUGAAGUUUUUUAACUAUAUUAUAUAACAAUAAACUAUAUUUUGCG